Messenger RNA from Chenopodium quinoa (quinoa), 2658 nucleotides. Its product is annotated as proline-rich receptor-like protein kinase PERK4. The record is from RefSeq and is a predicted model, not a curated record. Gene Ontology annotation, molecular function: protein kinase activity; ATP binding. Gene Ontology annotation, biological process: protein phosphorylation. Lineage: Eukaryota; Viridiplantae; Streptophyta; Magnoliopsida; Caryophyllales; Amaranthaceae. The coding region runs from base 124 to 2082 and encodes 652 amino acids. The transcript is spliced from 8 exons.
GAAAGAAUUAGAGGCGAGCAAAAGGGGGAGAGCCAAGGGGUAAAGUUUCUUGAACAAAAGCUUUUCAUGUGGAAGUACUAAUUAAAUUUGUAUCGAAAGAAAAGCUUAGCUUGUAGGUAAGAAAUGGCGGAAGACGGAUCAUCACCUUCUCCUGAUCAAUCACCACCAUCAGGUUCAUCAUUAUCACCACCACCGACAGGAUCAUCAUCAUCGCCGCCAUCUCCACCACCUCCUUCGCAAUCUUCAUCUUCUCCUCCGCCUUCCUCACCACCUCCUUCUUCUCCUACACCACCUGAAAGCGGAAACUCAUCUCCAUCCCCACCACCACCAUCAGAAGGAUCAUCAUCAUCAUCGCCACCACCACCAGGCUCAUCAUCAUCAUCACCCCCGCCUCCUAGCGAGGGUGGUGGUGGUGGUAGUGGUAGUGGUAAUGGUAUUAACAACCAGCCUCCUAGUGAGGGAGGUGGUAAUAGUGGUGGUGGGCCGUCUAGGGAUGUUCCAUCACAACCUCGAUCCCCACCUCAAGAACUAACCCCAUCGGGACCCCGAGGUGGUUCCUCUAACCAAUCACCAUCCCCUUCAUCAAUAACUGGUGGAAGCUCUUCUGGUGGCUCAUCAAAAUCCAAUGGUAACGGGGUCAUAACUGGAGUGGUGGUGGUUGGUGGCCUUCUACUUUUCCUAAUGGCGGUUUGUGUAUUUUGCAUAAGAAAGAAGAAAAGGAGAAAGGGUGGAAGUAUGCCCUCUUAUGGUUGGGAAGGUGGUCCUAAUAAACCUCAAGGCAAUAAUCAUAAUAACCAAUAUUGGCAAAAUUCUUCUCAAGAUCACCAUGCAGUCAAGAUUCCCCCAACAUCUAGUGGCCAGGGUUGGGGACAUCCAACGGGGACUAGCGACGAAAGCGGGCAACAAUCAGGGCACAAUGCAACAUCAACAGCACCAUCUCCAGGUCUAAGCUUGGGUUUUAACCAGAGCACCUUCACUUACGCGGAGCUAGCUGCCGCAACAAAUGGGUUCGAUAGGUCAAUGAUGUUAGGGCAAGGUGGUUUUGGAUAUGUACAUAAGGGCGUUUUACCAAAUGGAAAAGAAAUUGCUGUGAAAAGCCUAAAGUCUGGUAGUGGUCAAGGGGAAAGAGAGUUUCAAGCAGAAGUUGAAAUUAUUAGCCGUGUUCAUCAUCGUCAUCUUGUGUCCUUGGUUGGUUAUUGUAUUGCUGGUGGACAACGGAUGUUGGUUUAUGAGUUUGUUCCUAAUGAAACUUUAGAAUACCACCUCCAUAAAAGAGGAGAGUUGGAUUUUCCAACUAGGCUUCGUAUUGCACUUGGAUCAGCUAAAGGGCUUGGUUACCUUCAUGAAGAUUGUCACCCAAGAAUCAUCCAUCGUGACAUCAAAGCUUCUAAUAUUUUGUUGGACGAAAACUACGAGGCCAUGGUUGCUGAUUUUGGACUAGCUAAGCUUACCACUGAUACAAAUACUCAUGUCUCCACUCGUGUGAUGGGAACUUUUGGGUAUUUGGCUCCUGAGUAUGCUUCAAGUGGCAAGCUCACUGAAAAGUCGGACGUUUUCUCAUAUGGUGUAAUGUUGCUAGAAAUUAUUACUGGACGUCGACCAGUUGACCCUCACAUGAAGUACAUGGAAGAUAGCUUGGUUGAUUGGUCCAGACCACUUCUAACUAAAGCAUUGGAAACUGACAAUUACCAUGAGUUUGUUGAUCCACGUUUGGAAGAAAACUAUGACCCUAAUUUAAUGAAACGAAUGGUGGCUUGUGCUGCUGCGUCCAUUCGCCAUUCUGCUAAGAGACGCCCCAAAAUGAGCCAGAUUGUUCGAGCAUUAGAAGGAGAUGUAUCAUUAGAAGACCUAAAUAGUGAAGGGCAAAAGCCAGUGCAAAACACGAUGCUUAGCUCAUCGGGGAGCUCGGACUAUGAUACUCGUGCAUAUAGUAAAGACCUCAAGAAGUUCAGGCAAAUGGCUUUAGCAACUCAAGAUUUUGCAAGCAGUGAAUAUGGAGGAACCACAAGCGAAUAUGGAUUGAACCCGUCUAGUAGCUCAAGUGACAUUUCAAAGGAGAUAAAUAGCAAGAAUAUACCUUAAUGAAUAUUUAAACUAGGAUAAUUCUAAUAAAUUAUUGUUAAUUGGAUUAUGGUACACAAGCUAAUUGUUUUUUUUUUUUUUUCCUUCAUGUAGAGAGUACAUUAUUUUUCUUAGAUAAUUUCAAACCUGCAUUCUAUCUAAUCUUUUGUUUGCUUGAGUCUUUUUCCGAAGAAAAAAAAAAUAGUGUAUCAUGUAAAAAAUGCAAGUAUUCUAUCUAUUAUACUGAGUUCUACACACUUAUAUUUUACUUGGUCUUCAAUUCAUGGAAUUUUUAGGACCAAUAUAUCUAUUAUGUACAAUUAAAUUUUUUUAAAAAAUGAUAUCUUAAAAAUACACAUUGAGUAGACUUUAACAGUACACAUAUGUGUGUUAAAAAAAAAAAAAACAGUACACAAAUGUUUUUCUUGUACAUUAAUUUAGACUCUAUCUAAGUUUUAAACUUGACCACUUGAAUAUAAAUGGUUAAAACACAUAAAAUUAGAGGUAGCAUAUAUAUAACACUUAAUUAUCAAGAAGUAGUACUUGAUCUAGUGGUAAGAUUGUUAUCUUACAAUCAUGAGGUUGUCUAGUACUAGA